Sporothrix brasiliensis 5110 is the source of this 2073-nucleotide messenger RNA. RefSeq lists its product as uncharacterized. The transcript is spliced from 2 exons. Lineage: Eukaryota; Fungi; Ascomycota; Sordariomycetes; Ophiostomatales; Ophiostomataceae. The record is from RefSeq and is a predicted model, not a curated record. Bases 1 to 2073 code for a protein of 690 amino acids.
AUGGCAGCACCACGACGUUGUAAUGCAGACAUCCUGCAGGCGCUGUACAAACCCCUGCGGGAGCACCAGACCGACAAUGAGGUGCGCGAGAUUCGCCUCCUCUACAUCGAUGACCCUCUGUCGUCCGACGGCCCAGAGGACGAGAACGACAGCCAGCCCAUGGCGUGCCGGCUGCAGACGUGCACCGUCGCCGACGCGCAGCGCAGCCAGUUCUACGCGCUCUCCUACGCCUGGGGCGACCCGCAGGACACGCUGCCCAUGCUCGUCAAUGGGCUUGUCGUCCCGGCCACUCGCAACCUCGUCUUGGCCCUGCAGCACGUGCCCGUGGUCGAGCCGCGCUGCCGCCGCCAGGGCCUCUGGGUCGACGCCCUCUGCAUCAACCAGGCCGACAACCACGAAAAGAGCGCGCAGGUGCUCAUGAUGAAGGACAUUUUCAGCGGCGCGCACGAGACGCUGGUGUGGCUGGGGCCGGGCGAUGUGCAGAGCCGGGCGGCGCUGCAGCUGGUGCGCCGCAUCUGGGCGGACAAGGUCGCGAUGGGCGGCGGGGGCGAGGGCGGUGGCGCUGGCGGUGGCAACGACGACAUCGACAACGAGAGACUGCCCCAGCCGGAGGCGCUGGCGGUGCCCGACGUGCUGACGUUGGUGGACCGGCUCGGCGGCGCGUCGCUGUUUACGACCGACGUCUUUGCGCAGCGGCCCUACUGGUUUCGCGUCUGGACGCUGCAGGAACUGAUCCUCGGACGGCGCUGUCGACUCAUUGCCGGCCACGACGCGUGCGACCGCGACUGGGUGCUCCACGCGUCCGUGGCGGCGUUUGUCGACGGGCCUCGGCCGGUGGAGGCCAAGGACGACAAGGACAAGGAAACGGCCGCAGCACGCAUUUCCACAAGCAACAGUGGCAGUACCGUCAACACCAUCAACGCCCCCCUGCGGGCCAUGGCAUGUCUGCGCGCUUGCAUGCAGCGCGCAUCGUAUGACCCGCGCGACGCCAUCUUUGGCCUCUGCGGCAUCGCGUACUUUGGCGUCGCCGUCGACUACGACCUGUCGGCGCACCAGCUGUUUUGCCGCGUCGCCGCGUGGCUGGCCCGGCCGCUCGGCGCCACUGACGGCGGCAGUCGGCUGCACCUGCUGCUGGGCUCCGCCGGCCUCGCCAGUCGACGCUCCACCUGCGGGCUGCCGAGCUGGGUGCCCGACUGGAGCGUGUGGCCCGUCCAGCGCAUCAUAUACACGUCCAAGCGCAUGCCCGUCGUCCCCGCGGCGUAUGUACCAAGCGUGGCGGGUGACGGCACCUUUGCCCUGCGUCUCCACGGCGUGCGUCUUGGCCGUCUUGCGUCGGCAAUGCCACUCGGCGUCUUCCCCGGUGUCGUCACCUCGCAGGCAAUCGAGAGCGGGACCACAGCCAACGUAUCGAGCAGGCUGGCUCAUCUGGCCUGCGCUGCCGAGUUCCUCUCCGGAAUGAGCGCCGACGCGAUCGUCGACAAGCUCGUGGCACCGACAUCGACGCCGACCGCAGCAAGUACGCCGCUGGCCGGCGAGUCGUUUGUCGUAUCCCUCGUGGAGCUUCUGGCAAAUCCCUACCGCCGACCUCGGUAUCCGUACGCCGCAGUCGAUGUCGUGUCCUUGCUCCACUGUCUUGUCGAGUCCGGGCGCGUAUCACUGCCUGCGUCGAGUGCUGCGGAGGAUACACAGAACCGCCCCGAUGACAGAACCCUGUCCGCCGUUCUCGACGGCAACCGCACCGAUGCCCUGGACCGAGACACCUUGCUCCGUGAGGCUGCCUACCAGUUCCAGCAGCCCACGUUUGAGAGCCGGUUCUUUGGCGUCGAAGACAUUGACCGUCACGCGUAUGUAUACUUCCGCACCGACAACGGCCUUCCAGGCUACGCAGCCGUCGGGGUGCAGCCGGGCGACGUUGUCUACUUGGUCGCUGGAUGCCAGGACGUGGUGGUUGUGAGGCCGGUCGGCAACCGAGUCCGCUUUCUCUCGCUGGCCAACAUAGUGGGUUUUGCUGGCCAUUACGACGUCAACUGGGACACUCUGGCCCGCAAGAUAGAGGCUGUUGAUAUUUCAUAA